AUGGGGAUUUUUAUCAAGAAACAACAAUCUGGGUUCUCUGCCUCUUCAACAGCAGAGGAAGUUACUGAAGGGAUUGAUGGAACUGGUCUUACUGCAAUUGUUACAGGAGCCUCCAGUGGUAUUGGUGUAGAGACAGCGCGUGUUCUUGCAUUGCGCGGUGUCCAUGUAGUUAUGGCAGUAAGGAACACCGAUGCUGGGGUGAAUGUCAAAGAAGUAAUCCUUAAAGAAAUUCCCAAUGCUAGAAUUGAUGUCAGGGAGUUAGACCUCAGCUCAUUCACAUCUGUAAGAAAAUUUGCAGCAGAUUAUCGUUCCUUAGGCCUUCCAUUGAACAUCCUUAUUAACAAUGCAGGGGUAGGAGUGACACCUUUCAAACUUUCUCAAGACAGUAUAGAACUCCAGUUCGCAACGAAUCAUUUAGGUCAUUUUCUUCUCACAAAUCUUUUGCUGGAGACCAUGAAAAGCACAUCACGAGAAAGCAACACAGAGGGGAGAAUCGUGAACGUAUCAUCACUGAGCCAUCAUUACGGAUACCGUGAAGGAAUUCGUUUUGAUAAACUUAAUGAUGAACCCACAUACAACAGGCAUUGUGCUUAUGCACAAUCCAAACUUGCCAACAUCCUACAUGCUAACGAGCUUUCCCGGUGUCUGAAGGAAGAAGGGGUAGAGAUAACGGCUAAUUCUGUUCAUCCCGGAGCAAUUCUCACGAAUAUUACCCGCCAUGAUAGCUUCCUACGGUGUGUUUUUACUGUGGUGUGUUUGUUUAUCUCUAAAACUGUUCAGCAGGGUGCGGCAACCACAUGCUUUGUGGCACUCAAUCCACAAGUUAAGGGAGUAGGCGGCGAAUACUUUUCGGACUGUAAGAUUGCCAAACGGAGCUCUCAGGCAAAAGAUGCGGAUAUGGCUAGGAGACUUUGGGAUUGUAGCUUGAGUUUGACCAAUCCCAAGAACAGAGGAAGUACUGAAGGGAUUGAUGGAACUGGUCUGACUGCCAUUGUUACAGGAGCCUCAAGUGGUAUCGGUGCAGAGACAUCACGUGUUCUUGCGUUGCGUGGUGUUCAUGUUGUUAUGGCAAUAAGGAGCAUGGAUGCUGGGGCCAAAGUCAAAGAAGCAAUCCUUGAAGAAAUCUCCAACGCUAAGAUUGAUGUCAUGGAGUUGGACCUGAGCUUGUUGGCAUCUGUAAGAAAAUUUGCAGCAGAUUAUAACUCCUCCGGCCUUCCAUUGAACAUUCUUAUUAACAAUGCAGGGGUAGGAGCAUCUCCAUUCAAGCUUUCUCAAGACAGCAUAGAGCUGCUGUUUGCAACCAACCAUUUAGGCCAUUUUCUUCUCACCAAUCUUCUGUUGGAGACCAUGAAAAGCACAUCGCGAGAAAGCAACAUAGAGGGGAGAAUUGUUAAUGUAUCAUCACUACUUCAUCCAUAUGGUUACCGUGAAGGAAUUCGUUUCGAUAAAAUCAAUGAUGAAUCAGGGUACAACAGAUACUACAAUUAUGCGCAAUCCAAGCUUGCUAACAUCCUACAUGCCAAUGAGCUUACAAGGCGUCUCAAGGAAGAAGGGGUAGAGAUAACAGCUAAUUCUCUACAUCCUGGAGCAAUAGGAACGAAUAUUACGCGCCAUGAUAGCUUUUUACAAUGUAUCUUCAGUGUGCUGGGUAUAUUUUUCUCUAAAACUAUCCAACAGGGAGCGGCAACAACAUGCUUUGCAGCACUCCAUCCACAAGUUAAGGGAGUAGGCGGCGUAUACUUUUCAGACUGUAACAUUGCCAAACCGAGCUCUCAGGCAAAAGACGUAGAUUUGGCUACCAGGCUCUGGGAUUUUAGCUUGAGUUUGACCGAUGCCAAGUAG
Prunus armeniaca (apricot) is the source of this 1842-nucleotide messenger RNA. NCBI's taxonomy places the organism in Eukaryota, Viridiplantae, Streptophyta, Magnoliopsida, Rosales, Rosaceae. The record is from the annotation of a GenBank genome assembly.